Messenger RNA from Caenorhabditis auriculariae, 2258 nucleotides. The record is from the annotation of a GenBank genome assembly. Lineage: Eukaryota; Metazoa; Nematoda; Chromadorea; Rhabditida; Rhabditidae.
AUGAACGUUCCUAAAAGCCUUGCGAGGUGCACGCGAAGUUGGGGCGAACUCAGAAGACGUCGUGAGUUGCGACGCCUUCUUUCAGAUGAUUCUAGUCGUCGAGCCGACACAGGUCUGUCCAAAAACGUCAACAAUGGAGAGGACGGAAAGUUCAGGAGCUCUGGGAGAGUUCCACAUGACUCCGGUGGGCGAGUCUGACAUGAGCAACAGAAGUCGAGUGAGCAUGCUCUCGGCGGAGAUGCUCGCGGCGAAGCAAAUCGGCGUCCGCGGGCUCUCUUCUUACGGCUUCAGACUUCUCGAUGGCACUUUCUUGUACGUCAGUCCUUCUGUAUGAAGAAUCCGAUUCUAAUGAAGAUCCGAGGUUGCUUCCGAAAAAACCCGAUUCUGAACAUAAACUUGAGAAAUGGGUCAAAAAAACCGAUUAUUUUAAAAAAAUAUUUCAAAAAUUAUUUUUCAAACAUCUUUAGUUCGCCUUAUUUUUUUCACCUAAUUCUCAAAAAAACGACCGGUGUGACAGUUUGGAAUUAUCUUUUUUUCGAACUUUUUUUAACCUUUGAAGAAAUAUAAGAAACUUCGAAAAAAAUUUUGAUGGCCAAAACGGAUUUUCAAAAAGAAGACUCGAAUUUACUUGAAGACCUUUCGUUUGAUUUGUCGGUUUUCCGGUCCAUUUUUCUCUUUAUUUUAUAUGUUUUUCACAUGGAUCAGUUUUUUUAUUAAUAAUUAAUAGUGAGUAGUUGUCCAUGCGAAAAAACUGUUAUGAUCUUUAAAUCUCAUUUAAUUCUUUUUGUAAGACUCGAAACGCGAGUCCUUUGCGCUGAGAAAUUGUAUAAUAUCAUGAACAAGUUAUGAAUAAAAUGUAGGGGAAUAAUUUUAUUCCAACCUAGAAUCAGCUUCUCAGGUAUGGACCGAUCGCGUUGUUCCCGAAGACGGCGUUAUCGUGGCGUGUGCCGACGCCCGACGACAUCGCGCCGCGUUCUCUGCAGCUCUUCGCCGCCCUGGAGCCCAAGAUCGACAUCUUGGUCGUGGGAGUCGGCGACAAAAAGAACAUCGACCAGUCUGUCGAUUUCUCACCUCGCCGCCGCAAAUCUGAAAUUACAGGGUCCGACGACGGGUGGCGCCUUUUUUGCGCGAACACAAAAUCGGUCUUGAGAUAAUGGAUACGGUAUGCAUUUUUGAUUGUUUUUCAUCUGUAAAACAAAUAAAUUAUUGCUUUAAAAAUCUUCGAAUAUCAUAUUAAAAAAAUGUUGUUUCGUAUAGUUAGAGUAUUUCAUUUCGCAAUCACUGAAUAUUGAUCGAUUAAUAUUUCUUUUUUUGAAUAAUCUGGAAUCGAUAAAAAAAUUUAUUAAAAAAAUAAAAAUGUUUUUUUAUUCACUUUUUUUGGGUUUGUAGAAAUGGAUAAUAAGAGAAGAGAGAAGCCGUUUGAUGAAAAAUAAAAAAAGUAAAUUCAUAAAAAGUAGAUCGAGCCAAUGAUCCACCAGGAUGGCCGAGUUGCAUUAACUUCUCUAAAAAUUAAAUAUUUGAGAAAAAGCUUCCUAUUUUACUAUAUAUUUAGUUCUCGUUUCUCUUUAUUGAUACUUUCAAGGAUAAUAUGAGAUUAACUACCAAAUCAAUCAUUUUCCAAAAAUUGUUUGCAAAGAAACUUCAAAGUCAGAAAUUUUUUUGAACCAGCGAAAAAACGGAAAAUCAAUUUAUUAGCUCGAAAUUUGGUUCCAGGAAGACGCUAUCGCAACUUUCAACUUUCUGAAUGCCGAAGGCCGUUACGUCGCGGCGGCACUUUACCCUCCAGAUGAAAUGGUUUCAUUUUUCACGCUGUAGAAAGGAAAUGGUUUUGAUCAGGUUGUCUCUGACGCUGAGUACGGUAGAACACUGGCUCUUCUGAAAGGAUGGGACGCGGUUUGCUUGAAUUUUUAUCAUCCGAAGUAAAUCGAUUGGCAGUUGGACGAGAAUCCCUUGUUGGCGGGUAUAUACGACACGAUCAACGAGGCAGAGGAUCUUGUCCGGAAACUCUGGAGCGGCGACGAAAAAAGUUGGCAGAAGGCCCGGCAGCAGGUACUUGUCUAACACAAAAACAAUAUUUUUUGUGUGCCAAAACUGAAACUAAAGAGAAAAAACGCCGCUUUUCCGAAGGACUUUUCUCUGAAAAAGAUUGAGAUAUUUGUUACAAAGCAAAUUUUCAGGUUUUGGAAUCGCCAGAUGCUCGAGAAGAACGGAUGAGACUAGAGCUCGAGAAAAAAGACACGAAAAAGAUUACAGAUUAG